GCCAAGUCCCAGCAGAGUCAAGUCCCAGCGGUUCUGGUGGCCGUCCUGGCACUUUGCGACGGGCAGAGGUGGAGACUAGCCGAGAGCUUCUUCUCUGACGUUUUUUCUGGCAUGGCGCUAGGAGAACGAAGGUUGACUGCGUGCCACCACAAUCUCAUUGUGGAUGUCAUCGAUAAAGAGUUGUCCAAUCCUGAAAGCAGGAUACACUUCAAGCGACAUCCGGCAGAGGAUAAGACACCUGGCAAGGUCUUGGCUCUCUGGGGUGAUGAGCCAGAGGAAUCCGACUUCUUCGCUCCAUACUUCUCAUCCAAGCCCAUGAAUUUUGAUGGCGAGUUUUCAAGGAUGAGACAUUGUCUGGGCGUGGUGAGCCAUCGUGGUCACAAGCCAGACCAGCCCAACCAGGAUGAGUUCUUUGUGCUGGUUCGGAAAGAGUCCGUGCUCAUGGGCAUCCUGGACGGUCACGGUCCAUACGGCCACUGUGUGGCGCAUUUCGCGCAGGAACACCUUCCAGGUACCAUCCUUGAGGGUCUCCGUGCAGAUCCUGAAAGCUGGGAGACCUCCGUGAAGAACGGGGUCACCAUGUUAUGCCGCGAGUGCCAGUUGGAUGCGGACAUGGCGGAGAAGGCCACCAUGUCUGGUACCACGAUGACGGUGCUCAUGCUCGAUAGUCCUGCGCAUUCGACAUGGAGAGUUCGCUCAGCUCACCUGGGGGAUUCCAUUGCGGUCUUGGCCCAUAGGCCACGAGCCAACGGGGCCUGGGAAAUUACCCAACUCACCAACAUCCAUCGCCCGGAUCGGCAGGAUGAGGCGCAACGGAUCGAAGAUGCAGGGGGCCAGGUGCUGGACUGUGGAGAGGGCGAGGCUAGCCGACUACUCGCUGGUGAAUGGAGCUUGGCCGUGUCACGCUCCUGGGGAGACUUUCACGCCAGCCGAAUGGGACUCUCCCACGAUCCUGAGUUCUGCGAAGAGAAUCUGCCCUUGGACUCCGAUUGCUUCAUCUUGGUCUGUUCGGAUGGCGUUUGGGAUGUGAUGCCACAACUGCAAGCGGUGAAUCUCAUCGGAAAAUAUCCACCAGAAGAGGCACAAAGUGCGGUUGAGAAACUGGUGAACAAAGCCCAACUGCGAUGGCAAGAGAAGGGUGAGACGGUGGACGAUAUCACGGCCUUAGUCCUAUGGCCCAUCUUCAACGAUGGCACAGCAUCAUAUAGCGAUGCCAUCAUGGCUAGUCAGGCCGUUGGAGGCUGGAAGAAAUGAUGAUUCGACGCUGAUGCCCUGCACGCGAAGCGUCCAGGGAGUAGCCCAAAUUCACCAGGACAUGCCGAGUUUAGAGCGGAUGUUUU
Messenger RNA from Cladocopium goreaui, 1340 nucleotides. The record is from the annotation of a GenBank genome assembly. NCBI's taxonomy places the organism in Eukaryota, Dinophyceae, Suessiales, Symbiodiniaceae.